Cercospora beticola is the source of this 1684-nucleotide messenger RNA. RefSeq names its product esterase-like activity of phytase family protein. The record is from RefSeq and is a predicted model, not a curated record. NCBI's taxonomy places the organism in Eukaryota, Fungi, Ascomycota, Dothideomycetes, Mycosphaerellales, Mycosphaerellaceae.
AUGUUCUUCACUCGCAAGUUGUUGGCCACCGUGCCGUUCCUCUUGCUCACUGCAUCUGCGGCUCCGCAAGAUUCUGCGGCAGCUGCAGCUCCACCGAGCAGGCCCGCUGUCAGCUCGACGAACUGCAAUGGCAAGACAUAUGUCUAUGAAGAGCUAGCUGGAUACGGCUUCGUGGAAGACAACGCGAGAGAUCGAUUUGGUGAUACCAUUGGUGGUAUCGGGUCGAGUAUUGCUGUGGAUAGACGGUCUUGGGUCCGUCUUCCAGGCAACCGGUACACCGGACUUCUCUACGCACUGCCAGAUCGCGGAUGGAACACGGAGGGCACACUGAACUACCAGAACCGCAUCCACAAGUUCUUGAUCACUUUCCAGCCCAACGCUUCAGCAUCAGUCUCGAGCCCUGCGCCACCAAACCUGCAAUUCAGGUACCUCGAUACUAUCCUCCUCACAGAUCCUGCUGGCAACCCAGCUGUAGGUCUCGAUGGCGGCGCCAUGGGACCAUACCUCACCUACCCAGGCUAUAACUUCUCCUUCCCCUCAGCAAACUACACUGGCGACGGCUUCGGUGGAGCCGGAUCAGGUGGCUAUCGGCUUGUGAUUGACGCCGAAGGCCUUGCACUUGGCAGUGACGGCACUUACUGGAUUAGCGACGAGUAUGGCGACUACACUUACAACUUCUCUCCUUCUGGCCGCAUGAUCGGUGCCAUCCGUCCCCCAGAUGCUUUCAUCCCGCAGCGUAACGGAGCUCAAUCUUUCAGCUCUGAUAACGCCCCACGAUACAACCCAGACCUUCGCCCCACUCCACGCAACCCUACUAGCGGCCGGGCCAACAAUCAAGGCCUGGAAGGACUGAGCAUCAACCCACAAGGCACAAAGCUUUACGCCCUCACACAAUCCGCUCUUCGUCAAGACAGCGGCUCUGGCAACCCUUCGACCCGCAAUGCCCGCUUUCUCAUCUUCGACAUCUCAGGUCGUAACCGACGCUCUCCUCGUCUCGAAGCCGAAUACGUCGUGCAACUCAACAACGUCCGUCCCGGUGACGCAACCUCCAACGUGGCUCGUCAAAGUGAGAUCCACUACAUCAGCCCAACACAGUUCCUUGUCCUGGCCCGUGACUCCAACGCCGGCCGCGGAGCAGCAAGCACCACCAGUGUCUACCGCCAGGUCGAUGUCUUCGACAUCUCUCGCGCGACAAAUAUCGUUGGAACAUACGAUUCUACCACAGGCUCCGUUGCUCCUGGUGGCGUGCUUCUACCAAAUGUCACUCCCGCCCAGUACUGCUCUUGGUUGGACUAUAAUGUCAACAGCCAGUUGAAUCGAUUCGGAGUCAGGAAUGGUGGAGAUCAGAGCGAUGGUUUAUUGAAUGAGAAGUGGGAGUCUCUGGCUUUGUUGCCCGUGAACCCACUUAACCAGGGAUCAGAUGGCGAGUUCUACAUUCUGUCGUUCUCGGACAAUGAUUUCAUUACCCAGGAUGGAUACUUGAAAGGCGGAGAGUUCAGGUAUAGCGAUGCCAGUGGCUUCAGCUUGGAGAACCAGGCUCUGAUCUUCAAGGUGAGGAUCCCAAGAGGUGAGAGGCCUCUGAUCGGAUAAAUAAAAUGUUUUGAACUGCAGAUGUUACAUGAGUUUGUGUAUAUAUGCUGAUGACGACGAUGACUUUUACCUAAUCCAACUCCUGCACCCAACA